Naegleria fowleri is the source of this 444-nucleotide messenger RNA. RefSeq lists its product as uncharacterized. The record is from RefSeq and is a predicted model, not a curated record. The transcript has a single exon. The coding region runs from base 1 to 444 and encodes 147 amino acids. NCBI's taxonomy places the organism in Eukaryota, Heterolobosea, Eutetramitea, Acrasida, Naegleriidae.
AUGUCCGCAACGACCACUCUCAAACGUUCGUAUGACACCUUCGUUAGUGAGGAUGAGAAUAGCCGCCGUUUACUUCAUGACUACAACAUGAGUUGCGGUGCCAAACCAUUUUGUUUUGGAUCAUCCGCAACACUAGAUUUUACAAGUCAACAACAAGGAGAGUCUUCUUCAUCAGCGUCGUCGUCGUCGUCUUCACUGGAUGCGGACACGAUUAGGCAAUCAAUGAAAAAACGACGAGAACGAUUAUUGUAUUCAAAAACUCAACCCAAAACAACGCAUACCUAUGUUACCAGAGAGGAAUCUAAAAAGCCUUCUGUUCAAGAAUUCAUUUCUUCCUAUUUGAAAGAAAAACGCAAGUUUUACUACAACAUUUUCCUGAUCAAAAGUCCAACAUUGAUUUUAAUCAAAAUACGUUCACAAUGGAGGAAGUUGAACAAUUAUUGA